Sus scrofa (pig) is the source of this 916-nucleotide messenger RNA. NCBI's taxonomy places the organism in Eukaryota, Metazoa, Chordata, Mammalia, Artiodactyla, Suidae. The record is from RefSeq and is a predicted model, not a curated record.
ACAUUGAGACGCUGUCCCAUUUCCUGGAUGAGGUUGGCCGCCUGCUGGCGGUACGAGAGCUCUUUAUCUGCCUCCACUCCGCAGCGGCGGCUCGGCGUGUUCUCCAGCUGUUCUCGAGUAAAGAACCAGCGAGAAGAAGCUCCACGGCCCGACGCCAUGACACUUCCUCCUCCGCCCGCUCCCUCACCCACCCCCCCUCCCUUCCCGGCUCGCGGACUCCCCGCCAAGGCCGCGCGACCCCGCCCCACUCCGCUCGCCGUAGACCACGCACCGCCCCUCGUCACCCCCUCUUCCGCCCGUGCGCGUGCGCGCGGGGCCGCCCUACCGGUUCGCUCUAGUCUUUUGCUUUCUUUUUAAUGACCCCGGCCUCGCUCUCGUUCACGGGACCACAAUGCUCCGCGCCUCUUGUCAUUUGGAGGCGCCCGAAGGUGGGGGGUCGGCUAGAAGGAAAAGUGUCGGUUUGCGCAGUCUCGUAGGCUUCCGAGUCCUGAGUCCCCGCCAGAUGGCCUCCGCCCAGCGCUCGGCUCUGGGAAGGAGCUGCUUGGGAAAAAGUGACUGAAAAAUGACGCUUCACCUUUGUGCCGAACUUCAGUGCUUUCCCCCCUACAUUAUCUUGUUUGAAUCCCACAGCCACGCAGGCCGUGGGUUUAUUUUUUUAAAUUGGUUGCCGGAGGUUAUCCAAUUAGCAGCGGGGGAACUGAAUCUCUAAACUAGGUUUCGAGUCUGUAUCGGUAGCGUGUUUUUAAAUCACGCUGUGCUUUGAAAGAGAAGGUUUAAAGAGAAACAGUGUAAAAAGAACUGAGUUUUGUUUUGUUUUCUUUUGUUUUAAAUCAGUUUUGGAGUUCCCAUCGUGGCUCAGUGGUUAACGAAUCCGACUAGGAACCACGAUGUUGUGGGUUCGAUCCUUGGUCUUGCU